This is a messenger RNA of Asparagus officinalis (garden asparagus), 737 nucleotides long. Its product is annotated as protein MAIN-LIKE 1-like. The transcript has 2 exons. Gene Ontology annotation, biological process: meristem development; meristem maintenance. NCBI's taxonomy places the organism in Eukaryota, Viridiplantae, Streptophyta, Magnoliopsida, Asparagales, Asparagaceae. The coding region runs from base 105 to 737 and encodes 210 amino acids. The record is from RefSeq and is a predicted model, not a curated record.
GGUUAGAGGAUGAGCGUAUCAUAGCAGCUGUGGGACGGGCCGGCUUCUUGACUUGUUCAAAGCUUCGUUGGAUAAAGCUCGAUUGGCCCCUACUGAUCGCGUUGAUGGAUAGAUGGAGACCUGAGACCAAUACUUUCCACUUCCGGAUGGGCGAGGCUACCAUUACUCUACAAGAUGUAGCCGUGAUACUCGGUCUCCGUAUAGAUGGUCCGUGCAUUACCGGCACUGAUAGUGAUGUAUGGCCUCGAAGAUGUGAGGAGUUGUUAGGUGUAGCUCCAGAGACUAUGCCUCGAGGAACUAUUAAGUUGAAGUGGUUGAGAGAGACCUUCUCAGUACCGUUGCCUGUUGAUGCCCCACAAAUUUUGGUUGACCAACAUGCACGUGCAUACAUUAUGCACAUGAUUGGUACUAUAUUAUUUCCAGAUUCAAGUAAAGAUAAAGUGCAUGCGAGGUGGUUACCACUCCUCGAGGACUUGGACGUAUGUGGUACAAAAUCGUGGGGUAGUGCCGUUUUGGCGUAUUUAUAUAGAGAGAUGUCAAAAGUGGCACUUAUGCAAAACAGUGAGCUUAAAGGGUGUCUAAGCUUAUUGCAAGUAUGGGCAUGGGAGAGACUUCAUUUGAAACCGAGACUAUGCACGCAUUUACAAUUAGAUAGACAAAUUCCACUGGGAUGCAGGUAUUGUAUUUUUUAUGUAGCGAAUAUAAUUGUAGUUAUCAUUGUGGUACUAAAUGUAUGA